AUGGCUUCCGACAUUCCCUCCGUCGCCCUGCUCUACAAGCUUGGCAGCCUGAAGGCGCCCAAGAAGCCCCUGCGCCCCGCCAAUGAAUCAUACAACCGCAUCGUCGGCUCUAUCCGUGGCGACAUCACUCAGCUUUCCGUCGAUGCCAUCGUCAACGCCGCCAACGGUUCCCUACUUGGCGGCGGCGGUGUCGACGGCGCCAUUCACCGCGGCGCCGGCCCCCAGCUCUUAGCUGAAUGUCGCACCCUUGACGGCUGUGAUACGGGCAAGGCCAAGAUCACCGACGCUUACGAGCUGCCCUGCAAGAAGGUCAUCCAUACCGUCGGUCCGAUCUAUAACAUUGAGGGUCCAGCUGCGGCGGAGAAACACCUGCGAGGGUGCUACGAGUCGAGCCUGGCCCUGGCAGUGGAGAACGGUUGCCGCAGCAUCGCCUUCAGCUCCGUCAGUACCGGCGUCUACGGCUAUCCCAGCCAAGAAGCUGCGCAUACGGCUGUCGAGGUCACUCGAAGAUUCCUUGAGGGUCCCGAUGGAACUAAGCUGAGCAAAAUUAUCUUCUGUACCUUCGAGUUGAAGGACGUCCAUGCCUACGACAAGGCGCUCCCUAAAUACUUUCCUCCAGAGGAACCCAAUGCCAAAGUUAACACAGCAGAAGUGGAGGAAGCCAGGGAAGCCGAAGCAGUUGCCGCCGAGCUGCCUAGUGUUCCCAAGAGUGGACCUACAGGCCCUUAG
This is a messenger RNA of Verticillium alfalfae VaMs.102, 729 nucleotides long. RefSeq names its product MACRO domain-containing protein. Bases 1 to 729 code for a protein of 242 amino acids. The transcript is spliced from 2 exons. NCBI's taxonomy places the organism in Eukaryota, Fungi, Ascomycota, Sordariomycetes, Glomerellales, Plectosphaerellaceae. The record is from RefSeq and is a predicted model, not a curated record.